This is a messenger RNA of Closterium sp. NIES-67, 1372 nucleotides long. The record is from the annotation of a GenBank genome assembly. NCBI's taxonomy places the organism in Eukaryota, Viridiplantae, Streptophyta, Zygnematophyceae, Desmidiales, Closteriaceae.
AGGGUUACCCCAUAAUUGGGCGACUGGUUGAAAACAAAAAACGACGGGUGUGGAUUGGCCACCUAACAGCCCACCAACGCGUGCGAUGUCGCACAACGAAGUGCCUCCACAAAGCCACCCCGAUGAGAAACAAGAUACAGUACAGAGCGUUUGGGUUCUUGGGACUGAAGUCCAUGGCGGCAGCGACAAGGCAGGAAAAGAUCCGCCGCACUUCCGAAAAGGCAACUCACUCUCUCGUCGAUUCUCCCCUCUCCUGUCCCGCCUAUUCUGUCUCGCGUCGCCUGCCACUCUUCCGAAAGCGCGCACUCCAGCCCUUCGAUGUACUCUUCCCAGGGCGACACUUUUCUCUUCCGUUGCGCUUCUCCCUCCUCCUCGUCGCGCUUCUCCCUCCCCCUCGUCGCGCUUUCUUUUCCCCUCGUUGCGAGGCGACAGGAUAGGCGAAGUCUAGGCGAGAGAUACGCAGAGGGGAAAAGCAAGGAUUUGACGCGAAGAAAACAAGGCUGUCCCGCAGAGAGCUAGGGACACACGAGGGGAAACUGCAAGCAACCGGUCCAGGGAAUGCAAGGGAGCACCGCUGGAUGGUUCCGCGCAGGGAUACGAUGAGGCGCAGGCGCAUGGAGGGAUAGGCACAGUGGGGAGCAAGGGAUGGCAAGCAGAGCAUACGCGGAGGGGAAGUACCGGCCAAGGCGGGGGGACACGCGGGAACAGGCGAUGGCAAUGCAGGGAAGGAGAGCGUUGAGGAAUACAAGGGUCAUGAGGGAGGGAGUGGGGGAUAUGUACGGGGAAGGCAAGGGGUACGAUGCGAGGGAAUGCAAGGGCCAGGCGUGGGGGCAGCAAGGACAGCAAGGACAGCAAGGACAGCAAGGACAGCAAGGACAUUGAGGGAAUUGACAGCAAGGAAUUAAGGGAUAUGCGCCGGAGAUUGAGGGAAUUAAGAGCGACCUCUCCUUACCCCGCUCUAACCUUCUCCGUUUCCCCUGCUCCUCCUGUCAGAUCCCCACCCCUCCCCCUCCCCUCCCCACCCCCUUCCCUUAUCUGUACACACUCCCUGCCAUAUCAGAUUAGACGGCUUCAGGGGGAACAUCCCUGCCGAUAUGAGAUGGGCUGUGGGGGACCCAUCUCCAUGGCGGCAUGUGGAAAUGCCUCUAGUUAUCUACACACUACUUCCUGGUCAGGGGAUAGUGACGACAUGCACUAUUGUUGGCCAGUGUGGCGUUGUGGUGGCGCUGUGAAAGAAAAUGUGCUUUUAUUUCGAUGGCAUGUCUGCUACUCUGGUCCUCGGUCUUAGGUACUGGUAUAUCCAUUGUUUUUUUUGUGCAUGUGGUGUUGUGAGAUUUCAAGAAGACAUGCUUUGUUGUGUAGUCUUUGCGUG